Molecule: messenger RNA, 2768 nt
Organism: Ceutorhynchus assimilis (cabbage seed weevil)
Lineage: Eukaryota; Metazoa; Arthropoda; Insecta; Coleoptera; Curculionidae
Source: the annotation of a GenBank genome assembly
CGUGGAGAUUGUGAGGUGGAAUUUGAAUUUUUUCAAAAAGUUUGUUUUCUGCGAAUAAUUAUUUGUACCAUAAUUUCCCACUAAAAAGCAAAUUAUAUUAUUAGUUAAACAGUGCUAAGAGCCGUCUUUAAAGAUGGCUACUUACGAAGAAUACAUCCAACAAAACGAAGACCGUGACGGAAUUAGGGCUACCUGGAACGUUUGGCCCUCUAGUAGAAUAGAAGCCACCCGGCUUGUGGUACCCCUAGCAUUUUUAUACCAACCCAUCAAAGAAAGACCAGACCUACCACCGAUUCAAUACGACCCAGUUUUGUGCACCCGCAACAAUUGCAGAGCCAUUCUAAACCCUUAUUGUCAAGUGGAUUACAGGGCCAAAUUGUGGGUGUGCAAUUUUUGCUUUCAAAGAAAUCCAUUUCCACCUCAAUAUGCUGCAAUUUCCGAACAACAUCAACCAGCUGAAUUAAUGCCCAUGUUCUCAACAAUCGAGUACACAAUCAGCAGGGCUCAAACAAUGCCUCCAAUCUAUUUGUACGUAGUCGACACUUGCAUGGACGAAGAAGAAUUGGGAGCCUUAAAAGACUCCUUACAAAUGUCCCUAAGUUUAUUACCCCCCAACGCAUUAAUAGGCCUAAUUACUUUUGGCAAAAUGGUACAAGUCCACGAAUUAGGCACCGAUGGCAUGAGCAAAUCUUAUGUAUUUAGGGGCACCAAAGACCUCAGCGCCAAACAAAUCCAAGACAUGCUAGGCAUUGGCAAGGUGGCCCCCAAUCCGCAAACAAUGCAAAAUCCAAGUGCCCCUAUUCCACCUGCCAGCAGAUUCAUUCAACCUGUGGCUAAUUGUGAAAUGAACCUCACUGAUUUGAUUGGGGAGUUGCAAAGAGAUCCUUGGACUGUGCCUCAAGGAAAAAGAUUUCUAAGAUCAACUGGAGUAGCUUUGUCAAUAGCCAUUGGUCUAUUGGAAUGCACCUAUGCCAACACUGGUGCUAGAGUUAUGUUGUUUGUGGGAGGGGCUUGCUCUCAAGGGCCUGGCCAAGUGUUGAAUGAUGACCUCAAACAACCAAUAAGGUCUCACCAUGACAUACACAAAGAUAAUGCAAAAUACAUGAAAAAGGCAAUAAAACAUUAUGAUAAUUUGGCUAUGAGAUCUGCAACAAAUGGCCAUUGCAUUGAUAUUUAUUCAUGUGCCUUGGACCAAACUGGUUUAAUGGAAAUGAAACAGUGUUGCAAUUCAACUGGAGGCCACAUGGUGAUGGGGGAUUCGUUUAAUUCGUCUUUGUUCAAACAAACAUUUCAAAGGGUGUUUGCAAAAGAUCAAAACAAUCAACUUAAAAUGGCUUUUAAUGGCACUUUGGAAGUCAAAUGUUCCAGGGAGCUGAAAGUACAAGGCGGAAUUGGUUCGUGUGUUUCUUUAAAUGUAAAAAGCCCUCUUGUAGCUGAUACUGAAAUUGGUAUGGGCAAUACAGUGCAAUGGAAAAUGUGCACUCUGAAUCCUAGCAGUACUGUUGCCUUAUUUUUUGAGGUGGUCAAUCAGCAUUCGGCUCCUAUUCCUCAAGGCGGUAGAGGAUGUAUUCAGUUUAUCACACAAUACCAGCAUGCAAUUGGUCAAAGACGUAUAAGAGUGACAACAAUUGCAAGAAAUUGGGCUGACGCUUCAGCAAAUAUUCAUCACAUUAGUGCAGGUUUUGAUCAGGAAUGUGCUGCAGUUGUUAUGGCUAGAAUGGCUGUUUAUAGGGCAGAAACUGAUGAAAGUCCUGAUGUACUCAGAUGGGUGGAUCGUAUGCUAAUUCGAUUGUGUCAAAAAUUCGGCGAAUACAAUAAAGAUGAUCAAGUUUCAUUUAGACUAGGAGAAAACUUUAGUCUUUAUCCUCAAUUUAUGUAUCAUUUAAGAAGGUCACAAUUUUUGCAAGUUUUCAAUAAUUCUCCAGAUGAAACUUCAUUUUACAGGCACAUGUUAAUGAGGGAAGACCUGACUCAAUCCCUAAUAAUGAUACAGCCAAUUUUGUACAGCUACAGCUUCAACGGACCACCAGAACCGGUUUUACUUGACACUAGUUCAAUACAGCCUGAUAGGAUUUUGCUUAUGGAUACUUUUUUCCAAAUAUUGAUUUUCCAUGGAGAGACCAUUGCCCAAUGGAGAAGUCUAAAAUACCAAGACAUGCCCGAAUACGAAAAUUUCCGUCAAUUGCUGCAAGCCCCAGUAGAUGACGCCCAAGAAAUUCUACAAACACGUUUUCCCAUGCCAAGAUACAUAGAUACUGAACAGGGAGGGUCUCAAGCUAGAUUUUUACUAUCUAAAGUUAAUCCAAGUCAAACACAUAAUAAUAUGUAUUCUUACGGAGGCGAUGCUGGUGCUCCUGUUCUAACAGACGACGUCUCGCUACAAGUUUUCAUGGACCACUUGAAAAAACUUGCAGUCUCAUCUACAGCAUAAUUUUAGUUUUAUAGGCAUAAAAUUGUAUUGCUAAAUAUUAAAUAAUUAUUUUGUUCUUUGUAAGGUUUUUAUUUUUUUUUGUUGCUAUAUUUAUAUAAAUUAAUCCAUUAUAUUCUACUUAUAAAAUUUAAUUUAGAAACCUAAUACUCAUUUUCUGUUCAACAUCAGUCCUUUGCAAGGCCUUGGAAAAUUCCUCAAACGAAAUCAUUUGAUCAUUAUCCUCAUCUGCCUCUAAUAUGGUCCUUUCUGCAAUGCUUACAAGUUGCUCCUCGCUGAUAUUAGUGCCUACCAUCAUGUGUAAAAUAGCUAGUAGUUCAUCUUUGGAAAUCAAGUCAUC